Messenger RNA from Thlaspi arvense, 468 nucleotides. The record is from the annotation of a GenBank genome assembly. Lineage: Eukaryota; Viridiplantae; Streptophyta; Magnoliopsida; Brassicales; Brassicaceae.
AUGGAAAGACAAUUCGUAGACGUUUCUUCAAGAAAGGCGCAACGGGAAGAGAUGAAGGAGGAGGAGGAGGAAUCCGUUGAUAAAGAGGAAUACUUGGCAGGCAAGCAAGUCUCAGUCGAAUCGGACGAACUUGAGAAGAGUUGUUUGACAGAAGAAGAAGAAGAAGAUGAGUAUUUGUCUGAUCAGAACAGUCGGAAGAGGACAAGGGAAGCUGAUACGACUUGUGAACCAAACAAGAUACCUAAGCUUAAUAAUCCGCCAAGACAAGAAUCUGAUCCGUGCGAUGCUUUGUUGCUUGAUGACUGGCUUUUUGGUACCGUUAAUCAGCAAAAGAAGCCUGCUGCUAUCAAGAAUGAUGUUGAAGACAUGAAAUUGCAGAUAUCAGGAUCGCCUUUUGUCUAUUUUCCCAGGGCUCAGUUUUUGUCUCAAGUCGGAAUUUUUGCAUUACCAUAUACAGUCCUGUUUUAG